Sinocyclocheilus rhinocerous is the source of this 413-nucleotide messenger RNA. RefSeq names its product keratin-associated protein 16-1-like. NCBI's taxonomy places the organism in Eukaryota, Metazoa, Chordata, Actinopteri, Cypriniformes, Cyprinidae. The record is from RefSeq and is a predicted model, not a curated record. The transcript is spliced from 2 exons. The coding region runs from base 10 to 411 and encodes 133 amino acids.
CAAGAUGAAAUGGCCAGUGAAGUUUUUAAGGUCAGGGAAGCUGCAUCUUCAAAAGAUGUUGAGAGCACUUCUGCUGGGUCAAUUGCAGAUCAUGGCAUAAAACCAUCCUCUACUUUGUAUGUCCUUUGGAUGUCAGCUUUGGAUAAUCUGGAAAUACAUUGUGACCCGGUAAACUUUACCCAGCCUUCAGAAGCUCCUCCCUUUGCUCAGUCUUCAAUGGCUCUGUCCUCAGUCCAGGCUCCAGUUGUUCCACCCUCUGUCCACCCUCUAAUGGCUCCGCCCUUUGCCCAGCCUCUAGUGGCUCCACCCUCUUGUGGCUCCGCCCUCUGCCCAGCCUCUAGUGGCUCUGCCCUCUGCCCAGCCUCCUGUUGUUUCUCCCUUUGCCCAGACUCUAGUUGCUCUAGCCUCUGACC